Fusarium keratoplasticum is the source of this 1059-nucleotide messenger RNA. RefSeq lists its product as uncharacterized. Bases 1 to 1059 code for a protein of 352 amino acids. Lineage: Eukaryota; Fungi; Ascomycota; Sordariomycetes; Hypocreales; Nectriaceae. The record is from RefSeq and is a predicted model, not a curated record. The transcript has 2 exons. Gene Ontology annotation, molecular function: zinc ion binding; oxidoreductase activity.
AUGGCCGCCGAGAUCCCUACCACUCAAUGGGCGCAGGUCGUCGAGAAGAGCGGUGGUCCCACCAAGUACCAGCAGGUCCCCGUCCGCCAGCCCGGUCCCGAUGAGGUUCUCGUCAACGUCAAGUUCUCCGGUGUCUGCCACACCGAUCUCCACGCCAUGAUGGGCGACUGGCCCCUUGACACCAAGCUGCCUCUCAUCGGUGGCCACGAGGGUGCCGGUGUCGUCGUCGCCCGCGGCCAGCUCGUCGAUGAUGUUGAGAUUGGUGACCACGUCGGCAUCAAGUGGCUCCACGGCUCUUGCCUCCAGUGCUCUUUCUGCCAGACCUCUGAUGAGCCUCUCUGCGCCAAGGCUCUCCUCUCCGGUUACACCGUCGACGGCUCCUUCCAGCAGUACGCUGUCGCCAAGGCUGCCCACGUUGCUCGCAUCCCCAAGGAGUGCGACCUCGAGGCCAUCUCCCCCAUUCUCUGCGCCGGUAUCACUGUCUACAAGGGCCUGAAGGAGUCCGGUGUCAAGGCCGGCCAGACCGUCGCCAUCGUCGGUGCCGGUGGUGGUCUCGGUUCCAUCGCUCUCCAGUACGCCAAGGCCAUGGGCAUCCAUACCAUUGCCAUCGAUGGUGGUGAUGAGAAGAAGGCUCUCUGCGAGUCUCUCGGCGCCAGCACCUUCGUCGACUUCACCAAGUCCUCCAACCUCGUCGCCGAGGUCAAGGCCGCUACCUCCGAUGGUCUGGGCCCCCACGGCGUCCUCCUGGUCGCUGUCCAGGAGAAGCCCUUCCAGCAGGCUACUCAGUACGUCCGCAGCCGCGGUACCGUCGUGUGCAUUGGUCUCCCCGCCAACGCCAGCCUCUCGGCCCCCGUCUUCGACACUGUCAUCCGCAUGAUCAGCAUCAAGGGCUCUUACGUCGGCAACCGUGCCGAUACCGCCGAGGCCAUCGAAUUCUACCGCCGCGGCCUCAUCAAGGUCCCCUUCAAGACCGUCGGUCUCUCUGAGCUCCAGAACGUCUACGACCUCAUGACCGCUGGCAAGAUUGCCGGUCGCUACGUCGUUGACACCAGCCGAUAA